Molecule: messenger RNA, 978 nt
Organism: Komagataella phaffii GS115
Lineage: Eukaryota; Fungi; Ascomycota; Pichiomycetes; Pichiales; Pichiaceae
Exons: 1
Coding region: 1-978 (325 amino acids)
Cellular component (GO): cytoplasm
Molecular function (GO): phosphatase activity
Source: RefSeq, a predicted model, not a curated record
AUGUCUUUGCUUAUACCCAGUAAAGUAGACUACGACGACGCUCAUCCUGCGACUAAUCAUUUCCAGGAGUACGCCACAUUGCUCGGUCAACAGCCUCGAGAGGACUUUAGCUGGAAAUUUGAAGUUGUUCCAGGGUUUUUCAUGCAGGCGGAAGAAUCUACUGACGAUCUGAAAUUUCGAUACACGGAACAACAUUUCGGAUUAAUGUUAGAAUCUUGGUCCGAACUCAUUAAACAGGUACAUGCCUUGAACGAGUUUGCUGCCGAUAACGAAUGCUACAAAGUACUCUUUCUGGCCAGACAUGGCCAAGGAUUCCAUAACUUCGCUGUGGGGAAGUAUGGAUUACCAGAAUGGAACAGAAAGUGGCGUCAUCUUACCACUGAUGGAGAAAUUGUCUGGGGACCAGAUCCAUACCUGACAGAGAGGGGUGUUAACCAGGCUUUAGAAAACAGAGACGCAUGGAAGAAUGAGCUCUCUGUAGGUUGUCCUUUGCCUCAAAAAUUUUACUCCUCACCAUUCACAAGAAGUGCAAUGACAUUGGUAAACACUUGGAACGAGAUUCUUGACCUGAAAAGAGUUGCUCCAAUGAUUAAGGAAAAUCUUAGAGAAACCAUUGGUGUCAACAGAUGUGACCAGAGGUCAGACAAGAAAACCAUCGAGAAAAGAUAUGCCAAUCAAUACGGAUUUCAGUUCGAGCCCGGUUUUCAUGAAAUAGACGAUUACUUCACUGAGGAAUGGAGAGAGUCAAUCGGUGAGCAAACCUUGAGAAUAAAUAGAUUCUUGCAAUUCCUGUUCGAUCUGGAUUGGAAUUCAGAAGAGGGAAAAGCUAAAAACCGUCGUGAUUCGACUUUCGUCAGUUGUACAAGUCAUGCAGGAACAAUACGUUCCUUCCUACAAGUUUUAGGUCACCGUGAGUUUACUGUCGGCACCGGAGCAAUGAUUCCUGUUGUUGUAAAAGGCAUUAGACAUUUUAAUUGA